This is a messenger RNA of Rotaria socialis, 462 nucleotides long. Lineage: Eukaryota; Metazoa; Rotifera; Eurotatoria; Philodinida; Philodinidae. The record is from the annotation of a GenBank genome assembly.
AUGGAGACUGGUUGCAGCAUUUGUUUAAAAACAAUUAGUAAUAAAAAACAACGUAUACGUACAGUAACAAUCGAUGCUGAAGCUAAAAUUCAGUUUGGUUAUUAUUCUCUUCACCAUAGAGAUUUAAAUAGAUCUCUUAUUAAUACAAAAGUUCAUGCAAAGUGCUAUCACAAGUACCACGAUCGGUGGUACAAUACAUCGAUAAGAGGCACCAAGGUGCCAAAAGUCUCAAACACCUUUGAAGAUAAAUCGAUGUUAGUGAAUGAUGAAAAUUCUAUGCCGGAUAAAUACUCAUUGCUGGAUAAUUGUAACAUCGAAGAGGGCGAAUAUGAAGAUCAUGAUGAUAAUAAUGACGAUGAUGCUGAUCAUUAUGAAACAACUAAAUUAUUAUCUUCUAAUGAGCCUUCGUUGAAUCAGUUGAUUUCUCAUAAAAAAAACAUCAGUUCUUAUAGAUAUUUCUAA